This is a messenger RNA of Lycium barbarum (goji berry), 1502 nucleotides long. Its product is annotated as UDP-galactose transporter 1-like. The record is from RefSeq and is a predicted model, not a curated record. Gene Ontology annotation, cellular component: Golgi apparatus. Lineage: Eukaryota; Viridiplantae; Streptophyta; Magnoliopsida; Solanales; Solanaceae. The transcript is spliced from 5 exons. Bases 234 to 1271 code for a protein of 345 amino acids. Gene Ontology annotation, molecular function: antiporter activity.
UUGAUGAAACAUAGGAAGACGCGUCAAGUCGGAUCUUUCAUUUCCUAAGACAGCAAAGAGACCGGGCAUUCUUUCUUCUUUUCACUUUCUCUGUUGCAUUACUCCUUUCCUAUUUUUCUCCAAUUUUCCGUUGUGGGGUCUCUCUAUAGAUGACUCAUUUGCUUCUUACCCAUCUCCAAUUUAGCUAAAUUUGGCCUCUAUUUAUGUACAGACGUGCCUAUAUUUAGAGAGAAAUGGAGGAAGGUGUGUUGUGUGAGUGGACUGUGAUUCGAUCUCUUUUUGCUAUUCUACAAUGGUGGGGUUUCAAUGUUGCUGUUAUUAUCAUGAACAAAUGGAUCUUUCAGAAACUGGAUUUUACAUUUCCUUUGACAGUAUCUUGCGUACACUUCAUAUGCUCAGCUAUUGGUGCAUAUGUGGUAAUUAAAGUGCUCAAACUUAAACCACUCAUCGUGGUUGAUCCCACAGAUCAGUGGAGAAGAAUUUUUCCCAUGUCAUUUGUGUUCUGUAUCAACAUAGUUUUGGGGAAUGUAAGCCUGCGAUAUAUUCCUGUCUCUUUUAUGCAGACCAUAAAGUCAUUUACUCCUGCAACAACAGUGAUUUUGCAGUGGCUAGUUUGGAGAAAGAGCUUUGACUGGAGGAUCUGGGCUUCUCUGAUUCCCAUUGUUGGAGGAAUUCUGCUUACUUCUGUUACUGAGCUCAGUUUCAACACUUUUGGGUUCUGCGCUGCGUUAUUUGGCUGUCUUGCUACUUCUACAAAAACUAUUCUAGCAGAAUCCUUGCUGCAUGGGUACAAAUUUGACAGUAUAAACACAGUAUACUACAUGGCUCCCUAUGCAACUAUGAUAUUGGCUCUGCCAGCUUUACUCUUUGAAGGACCUGGAGUUGUAGAAUGGUUAUACACUUUCCCCUCAGUGGUCCCAGCCAUGCUUCUUAUUUUUGGGUCUGGAGUGCUGGCGUUCUGCCUUAACUUCUCUAUCUUCUAUGUCAUCCACUCCACAACUGCUGUAACUUUCAAUGUUGCUGGAAACCUUAAGGUCGCUGUUGCUGUUACAUUUUCAUGGCUAAUAUUCCGAAACCCAAUCUCAGCUAUGAAUGCUUUGGGCUGUGGAGUAACGCUCGUUGGAUGUACGUUCUAUGGUUAUGUGAGGCACCUUCUAUCACAACAGCCUCAAGAGGCUCCUCGCACACCACGGACUCCUCGUACUCCAAAGAACAAGAUGGAGUUUGUUCCUCUGCUACAUGAGAAAGCGGAAGACAAAGAUAACGUUUAGAAUAGUAAAUGAGGUUUCCUCAGUUUUGCAAAAGAUAGAUUAUUCAACUAGACUCUCGAGUAUUUCAUACCCCUCAUUUCUCCCCUUAUCAGUGCUCAAUUUAUUUGUAUCUUUUAGCACAUAAAUUUUUGUCCCAGUUCCUGCAUAUAAAAACGUCAUUUGAUAGGUAUUUACAACAGGUGAACACAACUUUAUUUCAUUGAGAAAAAUUCUUUUUUCUCUUUUCUGGUU